AUGGUGUGGCGCAGAUCCUGUGGCGCCACUCUCGCGGCCGAGGGGGCUCACGAGGGGGCUCGCGAGGCGGGCCACGUGGCGGCGGCCGAGGACGGGGAAGAGGCCGGGGCGCUGCAAGAGGAGGUUCGAAGCACGACAGAUGGCGGAACCGAUUUGACAGCUCUCGGUUGGCUGAGAAGCGCGAACGAGGAAGGACAGCCACCGGCAGAAGAGGUCGUCUCAGAGGAUUCAAAUCCAGAGUCGGACGAAGAGUCGGACGAAGAAUCCGAAACCGAGAGGAAGAAGAAGACGUACAUGUCUCUUCUUAAGAGCCUCGAGAGCGGUUCUUCUCAGCCUGCGUCGAAGAAGCGCAAGCUUGACCACAGUGACAGUGUCGAAACAGCCCAGGUCGAGCCAGCAGUUGGUGUCAGCGAUAGCGAAGAGGAGGAGGAGGAGGAAGAGGAAAAAGCGGAUGUGGACGAGGAGGAGGACGACCUUCCAAAAGACCCUGAUCACGUCGACGAAACGGAAGACCAGUCAGAUUCAGACGACGAAGACGAAGAGGAGGACCAGGCUGACACGGCAGAUCCGUUUGAAACGCACUUCGUCAGCCCAGACGAGCAGAAGGUGACCCGGCGAAUACAUUCGAUCAAGAAGAACGAGUGGACGACGGCCAAGGUUUCGGAUGGAGGCUCGCGCAUGGUGUUUUCUCUUCCGGGCAGCGGCAGCAGCAGCAGCAGUGCGGCUGCCUUCUCUCCACCAGCGGCCGUGACCGGUCCGGGCGACCUCAAGCUGAAACAGAAGCUGCUUGAGAGCGUGCUGCAGUCGAAGCGGCCAGUCUUUGACGCCGUGGAGCAGUCGCUGGCACCGCUGCUCUUCAACUACUAUGACAUGCUGUAUUGCGAGCGGACGCCGGCCAACGGACAGAGCCUGCGGCACAUUGCCUGUCUGCACGCAGUGAAUCAUGUGUUUAAGACACGGGACAAGGUGAUUAAGAACAAUGCCAAGGUAGCCCGGGACGACGGACGGGACGACGUGGAGUACCGCGAUCAGGGGUACACGCGGCCCAAGGUGCUGAUGUUGCUGCCGACGCGGCAGUCAUGCGUGCGGAUGGUGGAGGCGAUCUGCGGAAUCUGGCGGCCGGAGCAGCAGGAGAACCGGAAGCGGUUUGACGACACGUACGACGACCGGUUGGCGGUGUCGGGCGAGGAUCGGCCGGCAGACUUCCGGGACCUGUUUGACGGCAACGACGACGACAUGUUCCGGCUGGGACUCAAGUUCACGCGGCGGUCGAUCAAGUACUUUUCGCAGUUCUACAACUCGGACAUCAUCCUGGCGAGUCCGCUGGGCCUGCGGAUGGCCAUGGGCUCAGACGACACGCUCCUGACGUCCAAGAAGGCGUCAGCGGACGGCCAGAGUGACAGCAACAGCCGCAGCAAGACGGACUACGACUUUCUGAGCUCGAUCGAGCUCGUCGUGGUCGACCAGGCGGACGCGCUGCUGAUGCAGAACUGGGAGCAUGUGGAGCACAUUUUUGCACACCUAAACCGGCAGCCACGUGACGCGCAUGGCUGCGACUUCAACCGGGUGCGCAGCUGGUAUCUGGACGGCCAGGCGAGCCACUUCCGGCAGACCGUUGUGCUGUCGGCCAUGCACACGCCGGCGCUGGCCGAGCUGUUCCGCCACCACGCAGCCAAUUGGACCGGCAAGGUGCGCGUGCAGCCGGUCGAACAUGCCGGCGUGAUCGGCCGGCUGGGCGUGCGCGGUUUGCGACAGACGUUUUCGCGCUUUAGUGCGCCGACCGUCGAGGCUGAGCCGGACGCCCGGUUCGACUACUUCAUCAAGGCCGUCGUGCCGGCUGUGAUCACCAAGGCCGGUCGAUCGGCCGGCUCGGUAGCCUCGACAUCGUCCGGUGGGAUUCUCGUCUUCAUCCCGUCGUACCUCGAUUUUGUCCGCGUCCGCAACUGGUUCUCCACGUCUGUGGCCACGGCCAACAUCAGCUUCGGCCAGGUGUCCGAGUACGCAUCCACGGCCGAGGCUUCGCGCGCGCUCUCGUUCUUCCUGACCGGCCGCCACAGCGUGCUUCUCUACACCGAACGCGCACACCACUUCCGCCGCCACCAGAUCAGCGGCGUGCGCCGCGUCGUCUUCUACGGCCUGCCCGACAACCCGGCCUUUUACGCCGAGAUCGCCGGCGGCUACCUCGCCCGCAGUCAGCGCAGCCAACGCCUCGGCCCCGGCCAGGGCUCCGUCCGUGCCGUCUUCUCACGCUACGACGCCUUCCGCCUGGAGCGCAUCGUCGGCAGCCAGCGCAUCGGCCAGAUGCUGCGCGAGCAGAGCGACACUUUUGUCUUUGAGGAGGAGCGGGCGUUCUGA
This is a messenger RNA of Grosmannia clavigera kw1407, 2355 nucleotides long. RefSeq names its product nucleolus protein required for cell. Gene Ontology annotation, molecular function: U3 snoRNA binding; rRNA binding. Gene Ontology annotation, cellular component: nucleolus; small-subunit processome. Gene Ontology annotation, biological process: maturation of SSU-rRNA from tricistronic rRNA transcript (SSU-rRNA, 5.8S rRNA, LSU-rRNA). The transcript is spliced from 4 exons. NCBI's taxonomy places the organism in Eukaryota, Fungi, Ascomycota, Sordariomycetes, Ophiostomatales, Ophiostomataceae. Bases 1 to 2355 code for a protein of 784 amino acids. The record is from RefSeq and is a predicted model, not a curated record.